Messenger RNA from Branchiostoma belcheri (Belcher's lancelet), 1708 nucleotides. RefSeq names its product lipoamide acyltransferase component of branched-chain alpha-keto acid dehydrogenase complex, mitochondrial-like. The transcript has 11 exons. Gene Ontology annotation, molecular function: lipoic acid binding; acetyltransferase activity. Lineage: Eukaryota; Metazoa; Chordata; Leptocardii; Amphioxiformes; Branchiostomatidae. Gene Ontology annotation, cellular component: cytoplasm; mitochondrion. Bases 1 to 1362 code for a protein of 453 amino acids. The record is from RefSeq and is a predicted model, not a curated record.
AUGUCACUCAGUGCCCUGGCCUGCUGUGGAGAGAUUGUACAGUUCAAGUUGUCAGAUAUUGGAGAGGGCAUCGCUGAAGUCAGCGUUAAGGAAUGGUAUGUCCAGGUAGGAGACAAGGUGUCCCAGUUUGACUCCAUCUGUGAGGUUCAGAGUGACAAGGCCUCCGUUACCAUCACAAGCAGAUAUGAUGGGAUUGUCCGCAAGCUUCACUACGAUGUGGAGGACAUAGCAGCUGUGGGUAUGCCACUGGUGGACAUAGAGACAGCUGGGGAAGGAGAGGACAGCGCACAGUCGGAGGUCACCAGUGACACGUCCUCAUCAGACGAGGACUCGGGACACAAACACAUGCAUCAGCAGGUCAAAGGUCAGAAGGUCAUGGCCACGCCAGCUGUCCGCAGACUCGCCAUGGAGAACAAGAUUGACUUGUCAGACGUCCUAGGAACAGGCAAGGAUGGGAGAAUACUGAAGGAGGAUGUCCUGAACUUCCUGGCAGGAACCCAGCCGCCGAAAAUUGAUCCAGAUGUGAAACCAUCCCUCACCCCAGCUGCACCCUUCUACCCCACCCCUGAAAUCGUACCACCCCCACCCUCUACCCCUACCCCUACCCCCACCCCUGCACCCAAACCCCUGCCAGUGGCUGCCGUGCCGACUGCAGUUGGAGAGGACAAAGUCGAACCAAUCAAAGGCUUCAGGAAGGCCAUGGUGAAGUCCAUGACCCUGUCCCAGUCCAUCCCACACUUCGGCUACUGUGACGAGGUAGACAUGACAGCGCUGGUAGAGUUACGGGCAGAACUGAAGGGAGCAGCAGAGCAGUAUGGAGUCAGGCUAUCCUUUAUGCCUUUCUUUAUCAAGGCUGCUUCCAUGGCACUUCUACAGUAUCCAGUCUUGAACGCAACUGUUGACGACAAGUGUGAAAAUAUGACAUUGAAGGCAUCUCACAAUAUUGGCCUGGCCAUGGACACAGCCAAUGGUCUGGUGGUGCCCAACGUGAAGAAUGUCCAGUGCCUGUCUGUACUGGAGGUGGCUGCAGAAUUAAACAGGCUCCAAAGUCUGGGGCUGCAGGGCAAGCUUGGAUCCGGGGACCUUACAGGAGGGACUUUCACACUUUCUAAUAUAGGAGCGAUUGGAGGUACCUAUGCCAAACCUGUCAUUAUGCCUCCUGAGGUGGCGAUAGGAGCACUGGGCAAGGUGCAGGUGUUGCCCAGAUUUGGCGCUACUGGUGAAGUCUACGCUGCUCACAUCCUAGCUGCAAGUUGGUCGGCCGACCACCGCGUAAUCGACGGAGCCACGAUGGCACGAUUUUCCAACCUCUGGAAAUCCUACCUAGAAAAUCCUGCCUCAAUGCUGCUGCACCUCAAGUAGAAAUAGAUAGGGGGCGCUGUGAAUCCACUGAGAGUUUGAUGGCAGUAAGAUGAGAGGUUUCUCCAAGUCGAACUGAAAGUCCUUCCUAGAAAAUUCAGCCUCCAUUUUGCUGCACCUCAAGUAAGAAUACAUAGGAGAUGCUGUGAAUCCACUGAGAGUUUGAUGGCAGUAAGAUGACAGGUCCAAGUCGAACUGAAAGUCCUUCCUAGAAAAUUCAGUCUCCAUUUUGCUGCACCUCAAGUAGGAAUCCAUAGGGGACACUGUGAAUCCACUGAGAUUUUGAUGGCAGUAAGAUGACACAUUUCUCCAAGUCAAACCACUGAAAAUUGAGACAUCUUCAGACCAA